Hibiscus syriacus is the source of this 1051-nucleotide messenger RNA. RefSeq names its product ras-related protein Rab11C-like. The transcript has 2 exons. Gene Ontology annotation, cellular component: endosome. Gene Ontology annotation, molecular function: GTPase activity; GTP binding. The coding region runs from base 346 to 996 and encodes 216 amino acids. Lineage: Eukaryota; Viridiplantae; Streptophyta; Magnoliopsida; Malvales; Malvaceae. The record is from RefSeq and is a predicted model, not a curated record.
GUUUACCUUUCUUUUCUUUUCCUUUCCAGGAGCUUUUUCCCACUCCAUGCACCAACUUUCACCCAAAACAAAUACCAUUUUCCUUAAUUUCACUAAUCAGCCCUUUUCUCAUCAAUAACCAAAUCUUAUUUUCAAUCAUCAUUUCAUGGUUAGUUUAUUUCAUUAAUUUCUUGUCUGUUUCUCAAGAAAAAAAAUGAUGAUGCACUUCUUUGUUCUCUACAUUUUCAUUAGAAAUAAGAAAUUGUGUUGCAAUUGUUAAGUCAGGCUUGGAUUUUUAGAUAUUAUCAAAAUAAUUCUUUAUUUUCUUUCUCGAGUUUAACAGAUUUUGGAUUAUCCGAAGCGUAAAUGGCAUAUAAAGUGGAUCAUGAAUAUGAUUAUUUAUUUAAAAUUGUAUUGAUCGGAGAUUCCGGCGUGGGAAAAUCCAAUAUUCUUUCAAGAUUUACGAGAAAUGAAUUUUGCUUGGAGUCUAAAUCUACCAUUGGUGUUGAAUUUGCAACAAGGACUCUUCGGGUAGAAGGGAAGACGGUUAAGGCACAGAUAUGGGACACGGCAGGUCAAGAAAGGUACCGAGCCAUUACCAGUGCUUACUAUAGAGGUGCAGUCGCGGCACUAUUGGUUUAUGACAUAACUAAAAGGCAAACUUUCGACGAUGUCCUGAGAUGGCUUCGUGAACUUCGAGACCAUGCCGACUCGAACAUUGUCAUUAUGAUGGCCGGGAACAAGUCCGACCUCAACCAUCUUAGAACCGUCUCGACGGAGGACGCCCAAGCCUUGGCCGAGAGCGAAGGUCUAUCGUUCAUGGAGACGUCGGCUUUGGAAGCCUACAACAUCGAGAAAGCAUUUCAGACGGUUUUGUUGGAUAUUUAUGAGAUAAUAAGGAAAAAGGCAUUGGCAGCACAGGAGGCAGGUGCCGGUACCGGUGUUCCUCAAGGCACCACCAUUAACGUCAACAACAUAUCGGAUAAUGGAACCAAGAAAGGUUGUUGUUCAACCUAGAAACUGCUUUCUUUAUUGUUUUUUUCUUCAGACAAGAGGUUUCAGAAAUGUUGCG